Molecule: messenger RNA, 1227 nt
Organism: Lipotes vexillifer (Yangtze River dolphin)
Lineage: Eukaryota; Metazoa; Chordata; Mammalia; Artiodactyla; Lipotidae
Source: RefSeq, a predicted model, not a curated record
AUGCAGCUCAUCACAGGCGAGGACAAGGCGGCUGAGAGGAUUAAGUGGUGGGGACAGUGGGGACAGGACAGACUGUCCAAGGACGAGGGCCCUGCUUCCUGGCCUGGGUCCCUUCUCGGACAGGGUGCUGGCCGGCUUCCUGGGCUCCGUCCCGCAGCCCUGACUCUCCGGGAAGAAGUGGGUGUGACCCGCUGGACUGACCUGGGGUCGCAGCAUGUGGACCUCGAGCAGAUGACUUCUGCCCUCCGCUGCCCACCUCUGCCGGGCUGGGGCCUCCUAGUCAGGUCAGCUUCCUUGCCCCCCGGACCCCGCUGUGACCCAAAGGAGGACUUGGAAGACGCCACGCGGCCCAGAGAGGCUGACAGUGGGGUCUGGGAGGGGAGGUGGGUGAGGAGGCCAGAUCCUAUCCUCUGGCCUGUCUCCUGUCUGGCCUGUCCCCUGGCCUGUCCCGUCUGUCCCCUGGCCUGUCCUGUCUGCUGUCCCCUGGCCUGUCCCCUGGCCUGUCCCAUCUGUCCUCUGGCUCUGGGGCUCGGGCCCUCCAGGACGGAGUUCAGGGAGUGUCUCCAUCUGCAUCACCCGCAGGGGGCUCGGGCGGCCCAGGGCGGCUGUGCUGGGCACAGAAGUGGGAAGCGGCAUCUGCCACAGCGGCCCCUGCUGGCCACAUGGGGAAUGGCGGCGUGUGACCCAGGCCUGGCGACCCGGGGGGCUGGCGGUCCCACGGAGAGGUCCCACAGAAGCAAUGCCAACUGCACGUCCUGGGGGUCCAGGCCCAUCCCGCAGAGCACGGCACUUAGUGCGGGGAACUGUCCCCAGCGCCUGACACUGGGGUCUCCUCCCCCCACCACGCUGCCCCCUGGGGACCCCACCCGCUGGAGCCUGUGCGCCGUCACGCACCGGGAGGGCAGGAAAGCCGCCCUGGCUGGACUGGUGGGGCUGGAUACGGCGGGGCAGCAGGCUCAUUACCACGUGGGCAAAGGGUUCUGGUCCGGCCCAGAGACUCAGAAUCUGAACACCUACCUACAGCCUCCAGAGCCGCAAGAGGGUAAAAGUGCUGUCACGCCGUUUGUGGCAGCGGGUUCCAGCAGCCAGAGGCAGCUAAUGAUGUCACACAACACGGCACUGGCCAGCACCUCGUGCUGCAUCGGAGCCAAAGCUGCUGUAGGACGUCCCCAGCUGGCGCGCCGUCCUGAUGCCGCCAUCCUGAGCCAGGCCCGGCCCCUGCACUGA